Owenia fusiformis is the source of this 3450-nucleotide messenger RNA. Lineage: Eukaryota; Metazoa; Annelida; Polychaeta; Sabellida; Oweniidae. The record is from the annotation of a GenBank genome assembly.
AUGUGCAUACUUAAAGCAUUUGAAGUGCUCGAGCAACGAUUCAAGUGUCCACAAUGGACAUUUAGAAAGAGGAAACGGCCUUUCAUUAGAUCCCGACCCGCUUCAUUUAAACGAUAAUCCAAAGUUGAUGGGAUUGAUAAAGCUUUGAGGUCAAAAUUGAACAGGCAACUAUUGUGUAUUAAUGGAUUAUUACAACAUUUCAGUUUGAAUUAGAAACUUUAACUCAUUCAUAAAAAUUCAUUAGGAACACAUUUCAUGCACUGAUAUCCGCCAGAGCGCAUGCGCGAAGUAAAGCAGUGUUUGUCUUGAUGCGUCUUAGAUGUCAAUCACAAAGCGUGGGCCAAUCAGCGAACAGCUGAAGAAAGUUAGCCUACUUAUGUGAGUGGACGAAGCGUGAGUUACAAACAAGUGUGAAAGCAACCCAGUGCGAUCACACCACGAGGCCAGAGCUAGAAAACCAGAGUCCAGAAGCAAAUAUCCCCCGCAGGGAACAACCGGACUAUGACAGAGACGGCAAUAUCAAGCGGAUUCAUCAGUGAAGCUUUCAGUAAACAACAAGCCUUCAGAUUUGCGGACGUUUCAGCACAUCUUCCACAAUACAGGGACUACACAAACGCUUUCUUACCACCCCCGGCACAUACCAAAGUCGAGCCUGCCGAGAGUAUGUUGAACCCAUUCAUGGAUACUGGGGCAACUCACCUGCCCCCGGGCGCCUUGAAGCUGAGCCCACCACAUCACAUGAGCGAGAGCACCCCACAGAUGAACCAGUACCAGGGGAGCAACCCGAAUAUCUAUGCUACCGUACCACAUUCUACACACAGCUCCAGUGGCUACUCCGCUAUGGGAGUAGGGGGAUAUAGCGCUAGGGAUUUCUUACUGAGACGUCCGGAUAUGACGUCAGCCACUACCCCCGAAAGUCUUUACCCCUCGAGUCAUGCCAGCAUGCACGGUCACCAUACCGACCCAGCGGCAUCUCACGCUCUCUUCCCAGGUCUACACGAUCACCAACAACAUAUGAACGGCCAGAUGAGGCUAGGACUUGCCCCAGACAAUCAAUAUAAUAAUAUCGCCAGCUCAAGAAGUACAGACUAUUAUGGGUCACAACAUUUAGGACUAAAUCACAUGAAUGCUAUGGGUCACAUGAACCAUAUGAACACUGGUUAUGGGCCUGGAAUGGGAGGUGUGGGACCCGGUGCGUUUUUCAGGUACAUGAGACAUCCGAUCAAACAAGAACACACAUGUCUAUGGAUUGAGAAAGAUGCUCCAGAACCUAAGAAACCUUGUAACAAAACAUUUACCACGAUGCAUGAAAUAGUAACGCAUCUAACAGUUGAGCACGUUGGAGGGCCCGAACAGACUGAUCAUGCCUGUUACUGGAAGGAAUGCCCAAGGGACGGGCGACCCUUCAAAGCUAAAUACAAACUGGUGAAUCACAUUAGAGUCCAUACAGGCGAGAAACCCUUCCCCUGCCCCUUCCCCGGAUGUGGCAAAGUGUUCGCCAGGAGUGAGAAUCUCAAAAUUCACAAGAGAACUCAUACAGGAGAGAAACCCUUUAAGUGUGAAUUCGACGGAUGUGACCGAAGAUUCGCGAAUAGUUCUGAUCGCAAGAAGCAUUCGCAUGUACACACCUCCGACAAACCAUACAACUGCAAAGUGAGGGGCUGUGAUAAAAGUUACACGCACCCAAGCUCACUAAGGAAACACAUGAAAGUCCAUUGUAAGAGCGGAGAAAUCAGCGAGAUGGAAUUAAAUGGACUUGACGACAUUUCCACAUUGUCCACGACAAUCCCGGGAAGUCCUACGUCACCCGAAAGUACAUCACCGUCUCUACAAUCUCCAAAUAGCUCGACCAGUUCAAUCGUUGUCUCGCAACAAUCACGCUCCAAUACCACCCCUGGUUUGAGUAGUCCACCCCCUGCUUUAAUAUCUUCUCAAGUCACGUCCCCAAAUAUGGCGUCACCGCCUACGUCACACCCGACGUCAACUGUCGGCACUGCUCAAACUACAGCGGCGACGUCUCACGCCAGUCAGACGGCGAAUCUUAGUGAGUGGUAUGUGUGCCAGAGUACAACAGGAAUGCCUACCCCUCCUAGCAAUGAACACUCUCCAAUCAGUAGUGCAGGGAAUUCAGCAAUAGGCCAUUCUACAAUCGGACAUUCUUCACUAGGACAUUCUUCAUUAGGACAGUCUUCACUUGGACAAUCUGUCUCCCAUUCUAUUUCACAUCCGAUAAGUCACAUAUCUCAUCCAGUGUCACAUAUCUCUCACCCCAUAUCACAAGUGCCCUCAGUUCACCAUGGCCAUCAUCCGCACGCAGCCGUGGCGCAAUACUGACGCUAAGCCAGGUGCCGCCUUCAUACUUAUACUAAAAAUAUCGCCAUGUACAGUUUCAAAAGAAUAGCUAGCCAUGACAACGUUGUACGCCAGAUUAUUGUGUACACGUGGUUAAAUUGUGUGCUCACGUCAUUAUUUUUGUGCUCACGUCACACGCAGAAGACUGAGUCAAAGUCUUGCUCAAGGUUCUCUAGAGAUUUUCUAGUAUACUCUUCUAUGUAAAAAAUACAUAAUUUGAGUUUGUUACAUUUAGAUAGGACGAUCAUAUCUAUUUUAAAAUGUACAUAGUUUUUAACGUAAUGUAUAAGACGACAGAUUUAUUUAUUUUAUGCUAAUUCUUGCCUUUAUGUCACGCAUGAUAAGAGAUAAGCUUACAAGGUGCCCGAACCAAGGAAUGUCUAAUUUGCCCAACAAACAUUUGCAAUUUUAGUAUUAAUUUGGUGCUUACAUAUUUUUUUAGUUUAGUUUGCGAUUGCAAAUCACUGAGUUGACUGCAGGUUACAUCCUUGUAUAAUGUUGUAUUUCCACUAUACAGUUUAAAGUAAUACCUAGUUCAAAAUUAUUUUAGUUCUUAAAUGUUCUCAUGCAUUUGUGUCCAUUGAGAAAAGUUAUAUGAAAUAUCUACAUAUAUAAAAAUUUAACAAAUAAUCUCCCUGAGAUUAUAAGAAUAGUAAAUAACAUGAAUAGGUACCACUGUUUCUGAGAUGAUUAUAUUGCACGUUGAUACUAACAUAUACCAACCAACCAUGACAUUUGCACGUUAUAUUCAUAUAAUAUAGUACGACCUAUAUAAAAUAAGAUAACAAAUAGUAAAAGACGGUGGGUAACCGGUGCCGAUUAUUUAUGUAGCUUAUGAUUACAAAGAAUGUUGUUUCCAUGUAGUUGAAAUGUGCAAUACAUUAGUCAAAACUCUACAAAAUCAAUUACAAUAUGUUCGUUUUUAAAGUUACUGUAAAGUUACACAUUAUUGUUGGUCAACAAACAGAUCAAGCAAAUAGUACCGUUAUAUUGUAAACAACCGCAAGUUAUAAAAACAUUAUGUGGUUAAAUAUUGUAUCGUUGAGUAAAAUAGACUUUUGUUUCAUUGUAAAUAGAAUCAUUCGAUAAUAUAUUUAA